Molecule: messenger RNA, 1840 nt
Organism: Aureobasidium subglaciale EXF-2481
Lineage: Eukaryota; Fungi; Ascomycota; Dothideomycetes; Dothideales; Saccotheciaceae
Exons: 2
Coding region: 58-1560 (500 amino acids)
Biological process (GO): chromatin remodeling; regulation of transcription by RNA polymerase II; box C/D snoRNP assembly
Cellular component (GO): R2TP complex; NuA4 histone acetyltransferase complex; Ino80 complex
Molecular function (GO): DNA helicase activity; ATP hydrolysis activity; ATP binding
Source: RefSeq, a predicted model, not a curated record
CAAGGCCAUUGAAACAGCUAUCCCAUCCAACCACCUUGCAUCUACACAUCUCACAUCAUGUCUGUCGCCAACGGAGGUCCUCUCGCGACCACAUCGGGCGGCAUGAAGCCCGUCCAAAUUGCCCAGGUCAAGGGAAACUCGCGCGAGAACCGUACCGCCGCACACUCGCACAUCAAAGGCCUGGGUCUGCGCUCAGAUGGCCGCGCAGACACGAAUGCUCAAGGCUUCAUCGGCCAGGUCGCUGCCAGAGAGGCUGCAGGCGUCGUCGUUGAUUUGAUCAGAGCAAAGAAGAUGGCCGGUCGUGCUGUCCUUCUCGCCGGAGGUCCUGGAACUGGAAAGACUGCCCUCGCAUUGGCCGUGUCACAAGAGUUGGGAACAAAGGUGCCGUUCUGCCCCAUUGUCGCCAGCGAGGUCUACAGCACAGAGGUCAAGAAGACGGAAGCCUUGAUGGAGAACUUCCGCCGCGCCAUCGGUCUGCGGGUACACGAGACAAAGGAGGUCUACGAGGGCGAGGUCACAGAGUUGACUCCCGAGGAGGCCGAGAACCCGCUAGGUGGCUACGGUCGCACCAUCUCACAUCUUCUCAUCACCAUGCGCUCUGCCCGUGGUACAAAGAAGCUACGUCUGGAUCCCAGCAUCUACGAGGCCAUUCAGAAGGAGCGCGUCCGCGUCGGAGAUGUCAUCUACAUUGAAGCCAACACCGGUGCCGUCAAGCGUGUCGGUCGCAGUGACGCCUUUGCUACCGAAUUCGAUCUGGAAGCCGAGGAAUACGUCCCCGUACCAAAGGGUGAAGUCCACAAGAAGAAGCAAGUCGUCCAGGAUGUCACUCUCCACGAUCUGGAUGUCGCAAACGCCCGUCCUCAGGGUGGUCAAGACGUCAUGAGCAUGAUGGGUCAAUUGAUGAAGCCUCGCAAGACCGAAAUCACCGACAAGCUACGCGCAGAGAUCAACAAGGUCGUCAACAAAUACAUCGACCAAGGCGUCGCAGAACUCGUCCCCGGUGUCCUCUUCAUCGACGAAGUGCACAUGCUCGAUCUGGAAUGCUUCACCUACCUCAACCGCGCCCUCGAAUCCUCAAUCUCGCCCAUCGUCAUCCUAGCCUCCAACCGCGGCUCCACCACCAUCCGCGGAACGGACAACCUCGUCUCCGCCCACGGUAUCCCCCCAGAUCUCCUCAACCGCCUCCUCAUCGUCCCCACCCACCCUUACUCUGCAAACGAAAUCCGCAGCAUCGUCGCAACACGCGCCCGUCUCGAGUACUCCAGCGCCGCACCUCCUUCCCUCCAAGCCGAUAAACCAAAUGCCGCUCAAGGACUCGUCCAAACCACCCAACUCGCAGACGAAUCUCUUGAUCUCCUCACAAAGCACGGCGAACGUGUGUCUCUCCGCUACGCCAUCCAACUCCUCGCUCCCUCUGCCAUUCUAUCUCGCUGCAGAGGCGCAGAUAACAACAUCGUCAUGCCGCAAGACGUUAAUGAGGCAGUGGAUUUGUUCUGGGAUGCUGGACGCAGUGCCAAUGUGUUGAGGGAGCAAGGCAGCAGUACUGGAUUCAUCUCAUAGAAGGACAUUCUUGGAUUUGUGGACUUAUGGAGCUACGGAGAAGCAGGGGUGUUUACGGCGUUUACGAAUGAAAGGGUGUGAUGCAUGGAGGAAAAUAAUCUCUCUAUCAAAAAGAGGCAGUAUUUGUACGAAUGAAUUGAUAUCCCAAAACAAACUUUUUCUUUUUCUUUCAUGUCCGAGAAUAAUCUUUCAAGUAUGCCUCUGGUGUAGUUCAGAAACCCUGGGUUCUGACAAGAACGAUCGAUAUGGUUGCGUCCAUCAAAUUUUGGGUGACCAAGUG